This is a messenger RNA of Molossus molossus (Pallas's mastiff bat), 879 nucleotides long. RefSeq names its product ubiquitin C-terminal hydrolase L3 (gene UCHL3). Gene Ontology annotation, biological process: protein deubiquitination; ubiquitin-dependent protein catabolic process. The transcript is spliced from 9 exons. Gene Ontology annotation, molecular function: cysteine-type deubiquitinase activity. Lineage: Eukaryota; Metazoa; Chordata; Mammalia; Chiroptera; Molossidae. The coding region runs from base 59 to 751 and encodes 230 amino acids. Gene Ontology annotation, cellular component: cytoplasm. The record is from RefSeq and is a predicted model, not a curated record.
GGCCGCGGCUGCCACCGCGACGGCUGUCAGAGCUGGAGAGGGGCCGGGCAGAGCUGCCAUGGAGCGUCAGCGCUGGCUGCCGCUGGAGGCCAACCCUGAGGUCACCAACCAGUUUCUCAAACAAUUAGGUCUACAUCCUAACUGGCAGUUUGUUGAUGUAUAUGGAAUGGAUCCUGAACUCCUUAGCAUGGUACCCAGACCAGUGUGUGCAGUGUUACUUCUCUUCCCAAUUACAGAAAAGUAUGAAGUAUUCAGAACAGAAGAGGAAGAAAAAAUAAAAUCUCAAGGACAAGAUGUUACAUCAUCAGUAUAUUUCAUGAAGCAAACAAUCAGUAAUGCCUGUGGAACCAUUGGACUGAUCCAUGCUAUUGCCAACAAUAAAGACAAGAUGCAUUUUGAAUCUGGAUCAACCUUGAAAAAGUUCCUGGAGGAGUCUGUGUCAAUGAGCCCUGAAGAACGAGCCAGAUACCUGGAGAACUAUGACGCUAUUCGAGUUACUCAUGAGACCAGUGCCCAUGAAGGUCAGACUGAGGCACCAAGUAUAGAUGAAAAAGUAGAUCUUCAUUUUAUUGCAUUAGUUCAUGUAGAUGGGCAUCUCUAUGAAUUAGAUGGACGGAAACCAUUUCCAAUUAACCAUGGUGAAACUAGUGAUGAAACGUUAUUAGAGGAUGCCAUAGAGGUUUGCAAGAAGUUUAUGGAACGUGACCCUGAUGAACUGAGAUUCAAUGCUAUUGCUCUUUCUGCAGCGUAAUGUGUUCGUAAUGGAAACACCAAAUACUGUAUUAUCAGCAACAAAAAUUCAAUGUCUGCUGCCGUACACUAACUAAAAAUUUUUGAUAUUUUCAUUAACUUGACUGAUUAAACUUUAUGUGACUUAAA